AUCAAAAACUCACCGAGUGACUUCGUAGUGACAGAAAUCGAGAUGCCCGAACACUUACUUAGGGAUACCCGCGCUGAAUCGCUUCAGAAAACUGGUGAAGCGCCGCUAGAAGAAAGUAGCCCGUGCCUGCAGCACCCCAAAAAGCUGAGAAAGGAGCUGCGUGCCGAGGGCUGCCGUGGUGGUGCGCCCCGUCCUUCGGAGCGUGACCCAGGCUGGCCAGGAGGCGACCCUUCUGCAUCCCCUGACAAAAACCAGCGUGAGGGUGAACCCAAAGUGGUAUCUGGCCUCGAGGAAGCCAGUACAUUGGAUUCCUUACUAGGCAAACCCAUGAGUGAACUGCUCAGUAAAUUUGCUUGUGAUCUGAAGGAGGCGUGGGACGUGAAAUGUAACGCCGAUGCUGGCACUGGGGAGUUCUUGCUGGGACCGAUACUGGACAAGAAAAAUCGAGCUGAUUUACACAGUGCCAUUAGGCAGAAAUUCCCCUUUCUAGUCACUGUUACAAAAGACAAUGAAAUGAUUGUAAAAGGAAAUGCUGAUUACAGAGAGCUUUGUCAGUUAGUGACUGAAAAGGAAACAAGUGAUUUCUUUAAAUUUUUAGAUGCAAAGCUAGAAAAUUCUACAUUUUCUUUUGAGCCUGAUGGAAACAAAGAGCACAGAAAAGUAGUUCACCACUUUAUCAAUAGAAAAUUUGGAAAACUUUUAGAAACAAAGGCUUUCACUGUGACAGAUGUCAAUGAUCAGCCAAAUAUGUCAAUAAUGGUACGAUUUCGAGAAAGAAGUGGGUCCAGAAAAAGGUCUGCUGGUGGUUUCCAGGGAAAACAAGAUCUUUAUACAGCUUUCACCCUUCAGAAAGAAAAUCUAGAAACACUAGAAGCAAUUGGCCUCUUGGCUGCUGAACUGGGCGUUCUUCCUUCAGACUUCAGUUAUACUGGCAUCAAAGAUAAGAAGGCUAUUACGUACCAACCUAUGGUUGUGAGGAAGGUGACUCCUGAGAG
Messenger RNA from Pelecanus crispus (Dalmatian pelican), 995 nucleotides. The record is from RefSeq and is a predicted model, not a curated record. NCBI's taxonomy places the organism in Eukaryota, Metazoa, Chordata, Aves, Pelecaniformes, Pelecanidae.